This is a messenger RNA of Oncorhynchus kisutch (coho salmon), 1816 nucleotides long. Its product is annotated as decaprenyl-diphosphate synthase subunit 2. The transcript has 8 exons. The record is from RefSeq and is a predicted model, not a curated record. The coding region runs from base 447 to 1613 and encodes 388 amino acids. Gene Ontology annotation, molecular function: prenyltransferase activity. Gene Ontology annotation, cellular component: mitochondrion; transferase complex. Gene Ontology annotation, biological process: ubiquinone biosynthetic process; isoprenoid biosynthetic process. NCBI's taxonomy places the organism in Eukaryota, Metazoa, Chordata, Actinopteri, Salmoniformes, Salmonidae.
UUUUGCGACAUACCGUAGGGCGUUUCGUCAAGAUGGUGGCCUCCUGUGUCAAUGCUUAACUUUUUAGGUCCUGUGUUGCGGAAUAUUUACAAUACUUUAUAGGAUAUCUCAAAGGGAAUAAGUAACAAAUUAAGUAGGGUGAUAACCCAGCAUUAUACUCAGGACAUACGUGGCGCCGUAAUGUAAAGUACUUAAACGAAUAUGACUGUCGCCAGCGAGGAUGACACCCAUCAUAACGUUACAGGUGUUGCUAACAUGAUAUAUUGUCGAUAUGGAUAACUAACUAGCUAGCUAGAUAUCUAAUUUAGUAAGUUAAUGUCCUGCCAUCGUUUAGUUUAUUUGUUUAGUCGACUUAUUCUAGCUUGUGCUAAGCUUUGAUCGAAAACUCAAGGGUUUGCUUUACCCUUGUUUCAAAUUAAAUUAGUAAAAAACAUUCAGCUGUAAAGAUGACAGUAAUUUGGUUUCGACUCUCGUGCAUCAGUUUGUUAAAUCGUGGACAGAGGAACAUAAGUAUUUUCUCCAACGCAACGCCUUCUAAUUUGAAUAAAGUGGUCUCGGAUGCAGAGAAAAUCGUGGGUUAUCCGACCUCCUUCGUGAGCCUGCGCUGCUUGCUGAGUGAUGAACUUAGUAAUGUAGCAAUGCACGUGAGGAAACUGGUUGGAACAAAACACCCGUUACUCAGCACUGCGAGGGGCCUCAUCUAUGACAGCAGAAACAACCUUCAGAUGAGGGGUCUGGUGGUCCUGUUGAUGUCCAAGGCAGCUGGUCCCAGCCAGCCCAGCCAGCACACAGCCUCAGACCACCUGCCCCAGGACAUGGUCAGCGGCAUCUACCCCAGUCAGAGGAACCUGGCUGAAGUCACAGAGCUCAUCUACACGGCCUUCCUGGUGCAUCGUGGGAUCAUCAACCUAAAGGAGUGGACCAACUCUGACGGUCCCCUGAAGGACAUGCAGUUUGGAAACAAGAUGUCCGUUCUCAGUGGGGACUUCUUGCUUGCCAAUGCUUGCACUGGACUGGCCCAGCUAAACAAUACUAAGGUUGUGGAGUUGAUAUCGAGUGCCAUUGGUGACUUGGUGCAGGGAAUCUACCAUGAGAUCCACAACAGUUUGGAGGACAAUAGCCUGACUGAUGAAAUCAACAUGGUCACGUGGGAGGAGCAGACAUUCUUGUCCCAUGGUGCCUUGCUGGCAAAAAGCUGUCAGGCGGCGAUGGAGCUCGCCAAACAUGACAAAGAUGCACAAGGACUAGCUUACAAAUAUGGCAAGCAUCUAUCAUUGGGCCACAAGUUGAAUUCUGACCUGCAGCUAUUUGUAAAGAGCAGCUGCUCAGCAGACCCAGUAACCUUCAGUUUUAACUCGGCCCCUGUGGUUUUCCACCGUCAGAUUGUGGGGCAGGAGAGAUGGUGUCAUCAGCUGCAACAGGCAAAAACUAUUGGAAGACAAAUGGACUAUACAAAGCUGCGGUCCACGAUCAAAUUGGAGAAAGGUGUCACCUCGACAAUAGAUCUGUGCCGUUACCACGGCAACAAAGCUCUGGAGUCCAUCCAGUGUUUCCCUUCCUCUGAGGCACGGUCAGCCUUGGAGAACAUCGCUCGCGCUGUCACAAAGUUCUGACCCCCCUACUCUCCUGUGGCCUCAGGACAACGUGCACAAUCAAUCGAUGCUAGAAAAACAAUCUUGGUUCCAUUUAAGCCAAUCAGAGAGUAGAAUACUCACGACCCCCUAAGUCCGAUCGGCGUUUACCGGAAAUUAAACUACAGAUCACACCUUUAAAACUCCAUUUAACUGUUUGCUAUUAAAACCAUUCACAUCCAGUC